Macrobrachium nipponense is the source of this 948-nucleotide messenger RNA. RefSeq lists its product as uncharacterized. The record is from RefSeq and is a predicted model, not a curated record. The coding region runs from base 1 to 948 and encodes 315 amino acids. Lineage: Eukaryota; Metazoa; Arthropoda; Malacostraca; Decapoda; Palaemonidae. The transcript has 2 exons.
AUGGUGUCACCAGUCGGGGAAGAUAAGAACCAACCAGUGGUUCCUUCAUGUUUACGAAUUUUGGGUGUAGAACCAACCAGUGGUUCCUUACAUGUUCACGAAUUUCUGGGCGUAGAACCAACCAGUAGUUCCUUACAUGCUUACGAGUUUCUGGGUGUAGAACCAACCAGUGGGCCCUUAUAUGUUUAUGGAUUUCUGGGCAUAGAACCAACCAGUGAUUCCUUACAUGUUUACGAAUUUCUGGGCGUAGAACCAACCAGUGGUUCCUUACAUGCUUACGAAUUUCUGGGCGUAGAACUAACCAGUGGUUCCUUACAUGUUUACGAAUUUCUGUGUGUAGAACCAACCAGUGGUUCCUUACAUGUUCACGAAUUUCUGGGCGUAGAACCAACCAGUGGUUCCUUACAUGUUUACGAAUUUCUGAGUGUAGAACCAUCCAGUGGGCCCUUACAUGUUUACGAAUUUCUGGGUGUAGAACCAACCAGUGGGCCCUUAUAUGUUUAUGGAUUUCUGGGUGUAGAACCAACCAGUGGUUCCUUACAUGUUCACGAAUUUCUGGGCGUAGAACCAACCAGUGGUUCCUUACAUGUUCACGAAUUUCUGGGCGUAGAACCAUCCAGUGGGCCCUUACAUGUUUACGAAUUUCUGGGCGUAGAACCAACCAGUGGUUCCUUAGAUGUUUACGAAUUUCUGGGUGUAGAACCAACCAGUGGGCCCUUAUAUGUUUAUGGGGUUCUGGGCAUAGAACCAACCAGUGGUUCCUUACAUGUUUACGAAUUUCUGGGCGUAGAACCAACCAGUGGUUCCUUACAUGUUCACGAAUUUCUGGGCGUAGAACCAACCAGUGGUUCCUUACAUGUUUACGAAUCUCUGGGCGUAGAACCAACCAGUGGCCCCUUACAUGUUUACGAAUUUCUUUGUGAAGAGAAUUAUGCAAUUAUCAUCUAA